Messenger RNA from Doryrhamphus excisus (bluestripe pipefish), 12598 nucleotides. The record is from RefSeq and is a predicted model, not a curated record. NCBI's taxonomy places the organism in Eukaryota, Metazoa, Chordata, Actinopteri, Syngnathiformes, Syngnathidae.
GCACAUGGUGUGUAUGUACUGUACAUCAUCAUGCAGAACCUCCCCUCUCUCUCUCCGUCUUUGUUUCUUUCCCACCCUGUAAAGCGCCCUUAAGGCAACACCGCAAGGGAGACAGCCCUUGUGAUAUUUCGCAUUGCAGAUUGCACACUUUCCAGCUCUCACUGGGGCCUGUAAUGUUUUUUUUUCACGCUCAGUGUUAUUGUUUUUGUAUGUAUGUGAGGCAGCUGCCGCUUCCCUCCACAUUCCACGUGUGUGUGUGUGUGUGUGUGUCUAGUAGAAAAUGAAGAACCACAACAAGCAUUGGAUUAGCGUGCAUUUGUGAUUUUAGAAGAGUUGCUGUCAUUGCAUAGGAAAGACAAAGGAACAUAGUGUAUUUCUAUGGAUAUGAGUGCAGCAGGAUUGAGACAAUUCUCUCUAUACAUGGUUCGGAUAUAUGAUAUGAAGCCUAAUUUCUUUAUAUGUCUCUUUCUUGUAGAGUAUAAUAAUAGAAUAUAUUUUUUUAGCCUUUACUGGCCAUGUAAUGGGAGGCAAUUCAAGUUCUUCAGCAGGAAAAUGGACAAUAACAGCACAGCAGAAUACAGAAGCAUGAGUUAGUAUUUAUAUUUACAGUAAAAAUCAUCAAUAUUAGUGAGCAGGAUUACUGUUGAUAACCUUGCAAGGCAUUUUUUCUAGGGACACAUUCAUGAAAAAAAACUGCCAUAUUGGAUUGGAUAUAUUGCAGUUUGGUGUUGGUCCAAAUGACAGUUGUUUGGCUUUGGUUCUGGUCUGUGUCAUUUUAACUUAGAUGUGUUUUUUGUGCGCCCAAAAAUGCAUUCAUUCAUUAAGGUAAUGGGAGAAGAAAUUGUCUGGUACAGGGUGAAACAGUUUGUUGUUGUUGUUGUUUCAUUUAUGGACAGUGUGCACUUUACAUUAUUCAUAUAGACUUGAUGUUUAUUCAUAUUGUGCUUUUUAGUAAAAUUGUAACAUUUUUCAUACAAGUGUAAAUAUUUUUGGGGUCAUGAACGCAUACAGUAUUUAUUUUCCCUUUUCUGGGCAUUAUAACAAGAGAAAACAAGUUAGUAUGAGCUAGCUAACAAUGCACGUAACUGGGAUGUACCUAUUUCGACUAUGAAGCCCUCUCAAAAAAAAACUAUAACAAUGAUAACAUGUAAUACUUAGAGUAUCUUGUCAUAUUUUGAUUAUUUAAAGCAUUACCAGAACUUAUUUCCUAAAUUUAGCUAUUAUUUCCGUCAAUAACAGCAACAUAAAAACAACAAUGAAACUUGUAUUGUCCGCUCUCAUUGGGAUGGCUGUGUCUUCCAGCAAGUCUUCCAACAUGUAUGCUCCAGUCAUCAGGUAAAAAAAUGCUGACAUGCAAACGAGCAUCUUCUUGAGUGUUUGUAGCGAAAUUGGUGUUCCGUUUCCGUCUUCCACAUGGACUGGACAGGAAUUGGACGGUGGUUUUCCAGUGUUCUCCUCUCCCAUUGGCUUUAGAGCUUCCACUGUGCAACAUGAAUGUUCUCGGUUCAUGCUAUUAUAAUGCAAUGGUGCUGUUGCCGUGCCUUAUGUUUAUAUUAUUAUUAUUAUAUUCUAAUCUCCACUGAAGUACAUUAAGUUUUGUCACCUCACUGUAGUGUCCUAUAAUGGUUCCUCGUACACACUUAUUACCUCAAUGGAGGAAUAGAAGAGCAUGUGUGUAUGUUUUUUUGUGUCUUCUAAUGAGGUGCUUUGCAGUGCAUUUUGUUGCUCUAUUAGGCUUUUGGACUUAGCGUAGUUACAGACAAGUUGUAAAAUGAUAACAGAUGCAUGUGGGGCCUCACAGUGCAGCGCGCUGUUUUUGAUAUGUAAGCGAAUUCCCGACAAUGUGUAGCGCACGUGUGCACCAGUACUGUACCUACAGGACAUAACAAAGACAACGCUCGUCGCUCACUGUGUUUCUUGUUUACACAAUAUCGUGUCAUGACAAUACAGAUGUGAUAUCUGUGCUUGUUGAUUAGCCUCGUCUCUGACUUAAUGCAGAUGCAGUGAUAGAUUUGUGUGUGUGUGCGUGAAAGAGAGAGAGACUGAUUGAUGACACCGCUGUUUGUCAAGCCGACGUGACAGGAUUCAAAGGUUGUUUCAGAAGUCUAUUGACGUGAAUCGGUGAUUUAUUCAGAUUUAGCUUAGCGAGAGGGUGAGCUUGUUGAGGCUGUGCCCUAAAUAAGCACCGUUAUCCAGGCAAAAGAUUGAUUAACAUUGGUUUAGUUUGGGCUGUCAUGUUAUCCAUAUCCUUUACAAGCUAAUGUUCAAGCCUUGACUUGUGUUUUGCUGCUUUAAUGGAGUCUUACGGAUGAGGCUUCUCUCUGCUCUUGGUCGUUUUGGAUGGCCGGCCACCCCUGUGUCUUUCUGACGGUGGAAUCAUGAACGCUGACCUUAACCGAGGCAGUUGUUAAGAUGUUGUUGUGGGUCUUUUGUGACUUCUUGAAUGAGUCUUCUCUGCGCUCUUGGUCGUUUUGGAUGGCCGGCCACCACUGUGAUGGAGCCCAUGACGGUUACUACGUCGGUGGCAGGACCAGAUGAGUUCGACCGCAAUGCCCCCCGGAUCUGUGGGGUGUGUGGCGAUAAGGCCACCGGCUUCCAUUUCAACGCCAUGACCUGUGAGGGCUGCAAGGGCUUCUUCAGGCGCAGUAUGAAGCGUAAAGCCUCCUUCACCUGCCCGUUCAACGGAAGCUGUACCAUCACCAAAGACAACCGCCGUCACUGCCAGGCCUGUCGCCUCAAGCGCUGCAUUGACAUCGGCAUGAUGAAAGAGUUCAUCCUCACAGAUGAAGAGGUCCAGAGAAAGAAGGACAUGAUAAUGAAGAGGAAGGAAGAGGAGGCGGCCAAGGAGGCGUCAAAGCCUCGGCUUAAUGACGAGCAGACCCAAAUCAUCACUUCAUUGGUGGAGGCUCAUCACAAGACUUACGAUGCCUCUUAUGCGGACUUCUCACGCUUUCGGCCUCCUGUGCGUGAAGGUCCAGUAACACGCAGUGCCAGCAGAGCCGCCUCCCUUCACUCUCUGUCUGAUGCAUCCUCUGACUCUUUCAAUCACUCUCCUGAGUCAGUGGACACGAAGAUGAACCUCGGCAACCUGCUAAUGAUGUACCAGGAUGGUGCCAGCAGCCCCGACUCCAGCGAGGAGGACACCAAGCUGUCCAUGCUGCCCCACCUGGCCGACUUGGUCUCCUACAGCAUCCAGAAGGUCAUAGGGUUCGCCAAGAUGAUCCCGGGCUUCAGAGAACUGACAGCAGAAGACCAAAUCGCUCUGCUGAAGUCAAGUGCCAUUGAGAUCAUUAUGCUGCGCUCCAAUCAGUCAUUCAGCCUGGAGGACAUGUCCUGGAGCUGUGGAGGACCUGACUUUAAAUACUGCAUCAAUGACGUCACAAAGGCCGGCCAUACUCUUGAGCUGUUGGAGCCGCUGGUGAAGUUCCAGGUCGGCCUGAAGAAGCUCAAUCUGCACGAGGAGGAACAUGUCCUGCUCAUGGCCAUCUGCCUGCUGUCCCCAGACCGCCCCGGUGUGCAGGACCACGCCCGCAUCGAGCAGCUCCAGGACCGCUUGUCAGAGGCCCUGCAGGCCUACAUCCGAGUUAACCACCCGGGCGGACGCCUCCUCUACGCUAAGAUGAUCCAGAAGCUGGCCGACCUGCGCAGCCUCAACGAGGAGCACUCCAAGCAAUACCGCUCGCUCUCUUUCCAGCCCGAGCACAGCAUGCAGCUCACCCCGCUCGUGCUGGAGGUUUUUGGCAGUGAGGUGUCAUAGCAGGAGGGAACAGCAGAGAAAGAGAGAGAGAGAGAAAAAAAACAAACAAACACCAACCCCUCUUUUCCUCAACGCCGGAAAAAAAUACCCUGGCUUUCAUCAUGUGCCACACUCCUCCACACUCGGAUACCAAGUUACCAUCGUCUUGGAUGGAUCAUCAUCAUCAUCAUCAUCAUCAUGGUUAGAAGCGACUCCCAUCAUCAUCUUCAUGACAAUCCUCCAUUGGAAUAGAAGUGUGCUUUUAUGUAUCUUCCAAACAAGCGUUUGCGGGUCAUAAACAAACUUGGCGUGUUGAGCCAACGAGGGGGGGUUGUGGGGGGGGCGUGGGGGCACAGGAAAAAGAGAGAGUUACUACGGUUGUAAUUCCUUUGCUCUCUGGGACAAAAGGGAAUUUUGCAGGAAUGUCUGUAUAACGCUACAUAAAUGAAGUGUAUAAGCUGAACUAGAAAAAGAUAUAUUCUAAAUAUAUAUAUGUAUAUAUAUAUAUAUAUAUACUGUACAUAAACAGUAUAUAUAUAUUUGAGAGAGUUAAUAGGAAGCAAGGAGUUGUAUAGUGUUGUGGAUUAGAAGGCCGCUCAUCUUUGAAUGCUGACGUGUGUGUGUGAGGAGUCCUUGUAUAGCUACCUGUGUGUGUGUGUGUGAGUGUGUGUGUAUUUUUGAGUAAUAACAAAUGGACCACAAGGGGGGUGUGAGGCCUCGGCGCAGGGAACAAAAUAACUUUUAUUUUUUGUAUUAUUUUUCUGGACCUGUGAAGUUUGUUGAAUGAUGACAUCACGUUUUGUCGCAUAGUGACUCAGACUAUCCACCGCAUUUUUGUUAGGCUGCUAUAAAGAAGACAGUGACGAGAUAGUUUGUCGGCUGUUAUCUCAGGGAAAAAAAAAAAAAAAGGUUUGUCUGAUGACGACGAUUGAUUUAUGAUAGUGUGAUAAUGGCGUGCGUGGCGUAAGCUAAUACAAUCAGAAGACGAGAAAGAUUGUUUUCAAAGCCCUCGGCAUCACUGUGAUUUAAUCGAAAACAGUUAACGUAAGCUACCAAAUUUGAGAACCACAUUUAAAGGUCAAAGGUGAAGUUCAUUUCCAUAUGCAUGCAUGAGUGUCAGUUUUGGCAGGAACGUCGGGUGCUUUCGACUUCAUGCUGUAACACAGGCGAGUCCAAAGACCAGCCUGGAGGCCAUUUUUUUUUUGGCCCUUCUGAAACAGAAGAAAAAAAUAGCUUUUUUAUGUGUAACAUAAAGCUGAUAUUUGUUCUGUAAAAAUAUUUUACAGUAAGUCACCAAAAAAAAAGUAUACUGCAUACUUUAUUUUUUAUGUAUGCAGCCACAGGUGGAAAAAGUGUGGACAUCCCUGGUGUAAAAGCUCCUUUUUGAUUUUUUUUUUAAAAACACAAUACAUAUCAGUGUUCUCAACACAGUGCGCAGGCCUACAGCUCCCCCUUGUGGACGAACUUUGUAAAUACCACUUGAUCAAUCUGGUUCUGUAUAUAUUUAGAAUUUAAUGUAGGGAAAGUAAAAAAUGACUAAGAGAAUUGAAGAUGCUUUAUGCAACAAGGACAUGGGUGUGUGGAGUGGACAUAUUUAGUCAAUAAUAUUGACAUUUUAACGUGUUGAUAGCUAUAUGACUAAUCAAUAUAUUGCCACCGCAAAGGUGUCUUUUUCCAUCCAUACAUACAUCCAUACAUCCAUCCCAAGCUAAAGGAUCUUUUUCUGUCUCUUUGUAGUCAACGGAUAAGCUCUUUAUUUUCAAUUUGGGUGCAAAUCUGUCUACUUUGUGCUUGGCUUGCUUUUAGUGAUGAAGCGAUGAAGUUACCUUGGAUGUUCUUUUGUUUUUUCAACUGCGCAACCAUAUUCCUCAGAAUCCUCCUGGACCACCACAACAUCAGCAAAACCUUCAGGGAAAAGGAGUGACAUUUUGGCCAGGACACACCUUAACAGAGUGAUGGUCCACUCACACUGCCUCAAAAUGACUGUCGCAUUAAGCCAAUGGCAAACCAGCAUGGGCGUGCCUCUUCAUCAUCAAGUAUCCUAUACUACUUCUACUACUGCUACUACUACUACUACUACUACUACUACUACCGUUGCCUCAAUCAUCUCAGCUUUAACUCAGCAGCCUACAAGGUUCUGCUUCUUCUUUGGUGCACCAAGGGCUGAUGGGAAGUGGACCAGUCGCUUAAGCCUGUGAACGAGUGUUUUGAAUCCCAUUCCCUUGCUAAACCAACAAGAAACACAGACACCCCCCCGCCCCCCCCCUCCCAAGACUUUGUAUAGAGCCUUUAACAGGCAGGAUAUGCAGUGACUGAUAUGAACCCAAAGUGGUCAACACGACCUUUCUCACUACUCUGGAUCACUUUUACCGACAUAUUCGAAACAAAUGUUUGCCACCAACAUUACCUGUUCUACUAAAGAAGGAAUUCUCGGGAUGGGAGACUCGGAAGAAUGGAGACGGUUCAUAUUGUGUGAUCUGUCUCUUUAAGACGAGUUUCCCGUCCCCCUUCAGCCAGGUUUGCAGCUCCACCUCUGUCGCCUUACUUAAAGGGUGCUUACACGCUAGUACACUUUGGUGUCUUUUUUUUUUUUUUAAUUGGACUCUGGUUUGUUUUCCCCUUGGUAUGAUCCGAUAUCAAUCCGAUUCCAACUUUUCAAUUUCAUGUUGACUGGCUUUGAAUCGUGACAAAUGGUGAAUGGUAUCUCCCAAACCGGGUGUAUUAUGAUCUCGUAGGAAACCAAUCACUAUGGUCCCAAUCACAAUCCAGAAUCUUUCAGUUGAGCCGAUCCAAGUUGCAAAUGCCGGAAUCAGAUUUGACCCAAAAUUACAAAUGUAAACCGAUGACUGAACGCAUCAUAAGCUAUGCAAAUAUUAUUCUAAUUUUGCUCAAUUUUGAGUCUGUCGACUGAAUUGAAUUGUGAGUUUUAGGUGUUAGGUUUCACACUCACACUAAAAAUGGCCGGUCAACUGAAAGAUAUCUCAAUAGUCCGUUACGCUCAUUAGCGCUGAUGAAAUUACGAAUCCUUACAAGAACAAACUCUGUUUUUUUGCUUCAAAAGUCUGCAAAAGGACCAGAAUCCAUUGGGAAAAUGAACCGAGUUAAUGAACUGGGAACACAAAGUGUCCAGUAAUUGUGAAAGCACCCUUCCAGAAACCUCACCUGCUCAUGGAAAUGGAUACCUCAAUCAUGUCAUGGAAUGACUUUUUCACAAUAGCCUUGAAGGGAACCAAACAUCUGCUCAUAAACCACACACACACACACAUACACACACACUCUCCCUUAGAGGAGAAUAGUUGUAUAGUAAUCACGUCCCAAUGUCAGGAAGACUGUUCAGUGUGUUAGUGGAUCCCAAUGUUUGGAUGUUCUUACUUCUCUCUUAUCUAGUCUUUUGCCUACAGCUUAGCUUUACUAGUUAGCGCUGCGUUAACCAAACAUACUACCUCUCCCUUCAGCACAUAGGGCUCUAAUUUCGUAAAUCAGGCGCGGCAACAGGGUUGUGCCCGGCGCACUUUGCUAUUUUCGUGAGCAGCGCUGCGCACCCACGCCUCCGUACCUCUCACCGGCGCAAGUUGCAAAGAGGGAGGAGAAAAGAAGUGAGAGGGUUUAAUCUUAACCAAUCAAAUGGACGUAUGUCUCUCAUUGCCUUUUAAAUGCACAGUACUGGACUGCGCAUCAUGUACGCCCCCCCCCCCCCCCCCCCCCCCACGGGACACGUCAUUGUCUUUGAUCUGAUAUCAGAUGUGAUGGGAUGAUUAAUACAAAAAUGUACAUGCUGGUUCAGACAGGUACAUUAAGUAGUGGUUGCUGGUUGCAUUGAAAUGUGCCUGACAUGUCAGCCUAUUUAGUACUGCACAGGGUGCGCUUCACCUGCGCCAGGAAGGUCAGGACUGGCAACCGUUCAGUGUACCGUUAUCACUGCACCAAGCUGAAAAUGUGGACACCUCCCCUGGUGUGCCGCCACCCCCAUAUCGGCGCAGUCCAGUCUACCAAAUUACCAAAUUGGCUGCACACCGUCAUGGUGCGCUGGACCAAAUUACCACCGCCACCCUGUGCUGCGCCACGAUUAUUAGAGCCCAUACAGUCAGUGUAAAUAUGUAUAUAUUAUUAUUAUUAUCUUAUCUAUUAUUUUGUGUCCCAACAUGAUUGUGUUUAACCCCUUGUUUUAAUUUAACACUAACUGAUGUACAGUCAUUUUUCCUGGAUGAGUUUACCUCAACAUAUCUCCACAUAGGCCUACAGAAUCUUAAGUCAAUCAUAAGUCUGUUUUUUUUUAAUUACGUAAUUUAGAUGUUAGCGAGAAAAUGCACUUAAUGGGGAACUGCACUUUUUUGGGGGGAAUUUUGCCCAUCAUACACAAUUCUUAUGUGCAACAUGAACACAUUUAUUUCCAUUUUCUGUGCAUUAUAACACAAGAAAACAAGUUUUAUUUUCAGCUAGCUCACAAUGCUGUUAUUGGGAUACACCUAUUUCGAUUAUGAAUCCCCCUAAAAAAAAUAAACACUUAACAACAUUGCACUGUUAUGAUCAUGCGAUAACACGUACACUGAUGAAAACAUGUAAUGGUAGCACUAUUUUGCAGUAUUUUAAUGAUCUUAAAACACUUAUUUUCUCUGCGGAUUGAUACACAUACUAAUGCUAGCUCUGUGAAUAACAAUAACGACGACAAUACUUACGAUCUCUGCUCUCAUUGGCAUGGCUGUGUCUUCCAGCACAGGACGUGUGCUCCGGUCCUUAGCUAAAAAAUGCUGACGGUAAAGGAGAAUCUUGUAUGUAGUGAAAUCGAGAGCUAGGUAUCCACUCUUGCAUCGUGUUAGUUAGCUAGUAGCUAACUGUAACUAUUACAUAUUAUCAUCAGUGUACCUGUUAAUGCAUGAUCACAUCAUGUAUAUCAAACCAUACCAAACCAUUUUUUUAAAAGGGCUUCAUAGUCAAAAUAGUUGUAUCCCAAUGACAGCAUUGUAAGCUAGCUGAAAUUAACUAAUUUUCUCGUGUUAUAAUACACAGAAAGAUGAAAGAAAUACGUAUUCACAUUUCACAUAAGGAUUAUAAACGAUGAGCAAAAUUCCAAAAAAAGUGCAGUUUCCCUUUAAAACUGGAAUGAAGUGUCACCCCAGGUUUAUAUUAGCUGGUGGCCCCCCCCACAGAGUUGUACUGUGUACAGUAUAUUUUACUCAUGUGAGUAUAAUCAACAAUUCUAAUUUUAUUAUAUUUAUUCAAUCAAACCUAAUCAAAGUCGGAAAUAAUUUUAAAAGUUGCAUUGGUCAAAAAUAAAUUAAAUCUGAUCCUGUUACAAUUCCGGAACAGAGUACUGGGGAAAAUUAAAAAAAAAAAAAAUGUAAUAAAGUAAUGUAUUUUUUUAAGUAUUUAUUAAAGCUCGAAAACAAAUUCGGUACAUUAAAAGGUUUAACUUAAAAACAGGAAAAUUCACUUUUCUGAAAAGAGUAACUAAAAAGUAAAAUUAAUUAAUCUCCAAGAAUAAAUUAUAAAUAUUAUUUUUUAAAGUUGUAAUAAUUUCAGCCCGAUUGUAUUUUCUUUUUGAGAAAUUGUUAGCAAUUGUAUUAUAAUAGUCAAGUCAAUACCGUUCAGUAAAGUCUUAUUUUUCCCUGAAAAUAUUGUAAAAACAUAAAAAUUCUGUAAUAUUUCACAUUUUUUAGUGUAAUAUUAUGACUUUUUUUCUAAUAGAAUUCUAACUUUAGUUCCAUAAUCCUCAAACUUAAUUUAUUGAUCAUUUUAAGGUUUCUUCGUUAUAUAAUUUGUCACUUUCCCCCCCCCACAGUCAUAUGACUUCACAGUUGUAUUGUAUAUUUUUGUUGUAAUAUUUCGACUUAUUCUGACAUUAUUGCGACUUUAUUUAGCAGUGAAUACGAUACUUUUCUUCAAUUAUCCGUACUACCGUAGUAGUGGCACUUUAUUUUUGCAAUAUCAUGACUGGACUUCAUGUUCAUAUAUUUUGACUUCAUUAGCGUAAAACUUUGAAUUUUGACUUUAUUCUUAUGAUAUUGUUGGUUUUCAGAAUAUUCAGACAAUUGUCAGUAUUUUGGCGUUCGUAGUAAAACCAGAAUGAUGGACGCCAUCACAUUGAUGAACAGACUUGUACAAAAGGGAACACUACUUCAUUAGUGUGACUGUUUCGCGACUUUAUCAAAAAUAUUGUAACAUUGGGAUCCUUUUUAUUUUUUUUUCUUCAGAUCAUAAAGCUGCAUAUAAUAUUGUUUACUUUAUCUUAGCUCCUCCCACUCCAAGCCAAACCACCACCACCACCACCACAACAACAACAGCAGCAGCAACAACACAGCAACUCUUUUUCAGCCUUCGUCUUACACUUGUUAGCUGCUUGCUGCUGGAAGCCUUCACCUUUCUACUGUGAAUUACACACACACACACACAGCCUUUAGUCAUCAUCACUAUUACAUCACAUGGUGCUCUCCUCAGGUUGACAACACCAAAUGUGGGGCGCCAGUGGAGGGGACUGAGCAACACCAAAAAAUGGUUAUUAAUGAUAACUGCUACCUAGCGUAAUAGCAAUGACAUCAAUAAUCUGUUAUGUCAAAGUAGCCUUCCAGUAGUUUUUCAAAUUGAAUCACCAGUUCACAUAAUACAAAUCAGCAGACUAAAAAAAAAAUAAGUCAAAGGCUAUUGUAAUUGACACGAUCACUCCUCCCACCAGUUAUUAGUCAUAACCACCACCUAUCACAGUUAAAAGGAAGAAAAAAUACACAGUCCAAGGCGAUUUUGUUUGUUUGUGUUGUCUAAAUCAGGGGCGUCACUAGGUUCUGAGGAUGGGGGGGCAGUUAUCAAUUAUAUAAUAAUCAUUAUUAUAUUAUUAAUUAGCCUAUUAUUAUUAUUAUCAUCAUCAUCAUUCUUCUUCUGAUGACUACUACUAGUAGUAGUAGGCUAGUAUUAGCCUGCUUCUGCCCUAUUAUAUGAAAUUCGUCAAAGAUUUUUUUUGUUAAAUUUUUUUGUUUUUAAUUUAAAAAGUUAUCUAGUAGGCUAGUAUUAGCCUGCUUAUUGGCUUGCUUAUUAGCCUGCUUCUGCCCUAUUAUAUGAAAUUCGUCAGAAUUUUUUUUGUAAAAAAAAUUGUAAAAAUUAUUUUACAAAUUAUCUGAUUAUUACUACUACUACUACUACUAGUAGGCUAGUAUUAGCCUGCUCAUUGGCUUGCCUAUUAGCCUGCUUUUGCCCUAUUAUAUGAAAUUUGUCAGAUUUUUUUUGUAAAAUUUUUUUUUUAAUUAUUAAAAAAAUUAUCUGUUAUUACUACAACUACUACUAGUAGUAGGCUAGUAUUAGCCUGAUUUGCCCUAUUAUAUGAAAUUUGUCAGAGAUUUUUUUUGUAAAAAUUUUUUUAAAAAUCAAUAAAAAUUACAAAAAAAUAUUUUAGGAGGACUGAAACCCCCCUAAAAUAAGCCUAAUGCUGCUACUGGUAUAAAUCAUGCCAGUUAUUCAUGAUAACCGACACUUAUCGGCACAAUACAAUUACACCCAGUGACUUGAAAUAAUCCACAAAGUCAAAUUUCCCUGCAAAAAUCUUUGAAAAAUGUAUUUUAGCUUCAUUAUUGCAAUACUAGCCCUGGGAUUGGCUCCAGCAUACCCAUCGUGAUCCUAAUGAGGAUAAGCAGCAUAUUCUUGAGCCUUUAGUUAAUUUUUGUGCAUACUUUAAAUGAUUGUGAUGCACCAGUAUGUGUCAUAUAAUUCAUGUAGCCAGUCCUCCCAGUUAUCAUUGAUAACCACCACCUUGCUUCAUACAAAUACACAGAAUGACUCAAAAUAAUCCACCACAUGAAAGCAAACUGCAACUGCUGUUUAUGCAUAAUAACUACCACCUAAUUUAACAGCAAUAAACCACAAAGCAGCCUUUUUUUAACGUUAACUCCGCAAAUGGAGCGGCCACUUAUUUGUUGUUGAACCUGAGGAGAGAACGAAUCAGCUUCUUUCUUUCCGCUACCUCUUCUUUGCUCAUGCACUUGUACAACACACAAUCAAACUUACUGAUGUUGAAUACCAUAUAUGUAAAAAAAAACACACACAAACACACACACAGACACACACCACUGUGUACAGUGUGUGCUUGUUUUUCCUUCACCAGCAGUUCUUUGCCAAUGAUGCACUUCUCUAAAUGUUCCGUCUUGUGUGAAUCUUCCUUCUAUUUUGUCCUCCAUUUGUCUCCAAUCUUGGUGUGCCUCGAACCCACAGCCUUAUUUUGGGACAAUAUCAGGGUUUCACCACUUUCACUCCAAUACGUCUGAAGCUAUUGACGUUUUCUUUUGAUAAAGACCAUGACCUCUGGUGCAAAUAAUAAUAAUUUAAAAAAAUGCUAAUAAUAUUUAGUCCCAAGAUAAGUACCUUUUAUAAACAAGCACGCCACCAUGCAGUAAAAACCCCAACAGACCUCAUCAACGUUGUCAUUUCUCAGCAUCACACAGUUGCCAUGGCGUCACUCUCGAUGACGCGUCCUCCAACAGGAAGUACUGUUGUACAUACACAAAGUCAACCGCUGUCUUGUCCGUUUUUGUCAUAUAUAUGUAUGUGUGUGUGUUGAUGUUCUUCUCUCUCUUUUCUUUCUUUCCAACCUUGCAGUUGAUCUAUUGUACUACGAUGACAUGCAUUGUAUUUAGUUAUACAACAAAAAAGUACUGAUGAUGAUAAUGUGUCGAGCAAAUCACAAAUAAAGCAGCUGUAUAUAAUAUGCAAAAAAAUUGUUUAAGCUGUUUUUUAAACUAAUUAACAAAACAAGACUUAUUAAUCAAAUAAUUACAAUAUUCCGCAUAAAACAAAAAAUAUAUUUCUAUGUUUAAACUUACUGUAUAUACAUGAUGAAAAUGAUUAAUUUUCCACUUGACGCUAAUAAAAUGAAGCUGCCUG